This is a messenger RNA of Condylura cristata (star-nosed mole), 3935 nucleotides long. It is a transcript of the gene TCHH, whose product is annotated as trichohyalin. The coding region runs from base 1 to 3678 and encodes 1225 amino acids. Lineage: Eukaryota; Metazoa; Chordata; Mammalia; Eulipotyphla; Talpidae. The record is from RefSeq and is a predicted model, not a curated record. The transcript has 4 exons. Gene Ontology annotation, molecular function: transition metal ion binding; calcium ion binding. Gene Ontology annotation, biological process: intermediate filament organization.
AUGUCUCCACUUCUGAGAAGCAUCCUUGAUAUCACUGAAACUUACAAUAAAUAUGCCUCCCAUGAUUGUGAUGGGGCAGCACUAAGCAAGAAAGACUUGAAGAACCUUCUUGAAAUGGAAUUUGGAGACGUCCUUCGGAAACCACAUGACCCCGAGACAGUAGAUCUGAUCCUGGAACUUCUGGAUCGCGACUGUAACCGACUCGUCGAUUUCAAUGAAUUCCUCCUGUUCAUUUUCAAAGUGGCUCAAGCUUGUUAUUAUGCUCUCAGUCAGGCCUCCGGGCUCGGUGAGAGGGGAACCAAGAGUGAGAGAAAGGGGGAUCCGUUACAAGAUCGCAGACAAGACGACCAAAGGAGGUUUGAGGCCCAGGACAGACAACUGGAAGAAGAACGCAGGCAGAGGAGGCAGGAACGCGAAAGGGAGCUCGCCGAGGAAGAGGAGCAGAAGCAGCAGCAGGAGAGACGUGAGCGCGUCGACGGGCAGCGCCGGGAGGAGAAGCAGCGUUGGCAAAGGCGAGAACGCGAGGAGCGCCUAGAGGAGGAAGAGCAGCUACAGAGGCGCAAGGGAUCGGUGCCCGAGUUUCGCGACCCAGAGCGAAGGCUUGAGCAGCAGGUGCAGAGGCAGCAGCGCGAGCGCCAGGAGGAAGAGCGGACGCUGAGGCGCGAGCGGCAGGAGCUUCGGGGCGAACGCGGCGAAGAGGGAUCGCAGUGGCAAAGAGAACGCCAGGAAGAGCAGCGAGGGGGCCUGGAGGAAGAGCAGCAGCUGCGGAGGCAGGGGCGCGCACAGGAGGAGCCACGCUUGGAGAGGGAGCAGAGGCGCGAGCAGGAUGUGAGGCGCUUGGAGCAGGAGGUGAGGCGCGAGCAAGAGGAGCGCCAGGAGCUGGAAGAGAGGCGCCGGCAGCAGCAGAGGCGCGAGGAGGAGCCGCGCUGGGAACAGAAGAGUCGCGAGCAGGAGGCGAGGCGCGAACAGGAGGCGCUCUUGGAGCAGGAGGAAAGGCGCGAGCAGCAGCUGAGACGCCGCGAGGAGAGGCGCGAACAGGAGACGCGCUUGGAGCAGGAGAGGCGCGAGCAGCAGCUGAGGCGCCAGGAGGAGGAGAGGCGAGAGCAGCAGCUGCAGCUGAGGCGCCGGGAGGAAGAAAGGCGCGAGCAGGAGGCGCGCCUGGAGCAGGAGGGGAGAAGCCAGAAGUUGCGGAGGCGCGAGCAGGAGACGCGCUUGGAGCAAGAAGCGCGCUUGGAGCAGGAGGAGAGGCUUGAACAGCUGAGGCGCCAGGAGGAGAGGCGCGAGCAGGAGGCGCGCCUGGAGCAGGAGGAAAGAAGCCAGAAGUUGCGGAGGCGCGAGCCGGAGGCGCGUUUGGAGCAGGAGGAGAGGCGUGAGCAGCAGCUGAGGCGCCAGGAGGAGGAGAGGCGCGAGCAGCCGCGGAGGCGAGAGCCGGAGACGCGCUUGGAGCUGGAAGAGAGGCGGGAGCAGCUGCGGCGCCUGGAGGAGGAGAGGCUGGAGCGGAGGCGCGAGCAGGAGGUGCGCCGGGAGGCGGAGAGGCGCGAACGCGAGAGGCGCGCGCAGCAGCUAAGGCAGGAGGAGGGGCGCGAGCCUCAGCGGAGACGCGAGCAGGAGGCUCGCUUGGAGCAGGAGGCGAGGCGCGAGCAGGAGCGCAGACGCCGACUGGAGGAGAGGCGCGAGCUGCAGCUGGCUGAGGAGGAGGGAGAGCAGGAACGAGCACGCGAGCUGGGAGAGAGUCGAUCCCCGAGGUGGCAGUGGCAGCUAGAACGAGAAGCCGAGGCGCGUCAGAGCAAAGUCUACUCCAGGCCCCGCAGGCAGGAGGAGCAGAGGCGCCGCCUGGAGCAGGAGGAGCAGAGGCGGCGGCAGGAGCGCGAGCAGCGACUGCGCCAGGAGGAGCGGGAGCGCCUGCGGGAGGAGGAAGAGCCGCGCCGCGACUUCCAGUGGCGGUGGCAGGUGGAGGAAGAGAGCGAGAGGCGCAGCCAGAGGCUGUCGGCCAGGCCCGCGUGGCGGCCGCAGCGAGAGAGGCAGCUGAGAGCCGAAGAGCACCGGGAGCAGGGAGCACUGCCCCUCGCGGAGGAGGAGGAGGAGCAGCGCCGCGGGAGGGAGCGGGCGCGGCAGCUCCGCGAGGAGGAGGAGCAGCUCCUGGAAGAGCGCCUUCAGGAAGCACGCGAGAGGAGGCAACGCCAGGAGGAGCGUCGCGGCCAAACGUGGAGGUGGUGGCAUCUGGAGGAGGAAAGCCAGAGGCGCCGCCACACGCUGUACGCCAAGCCAGCCGAACCGGAGCAGCUGAGGGAGGAGGAGCAACUGCGGAGCGAGGAGGAGCUCCUGCGGCGGGAGAAGAGGCGCCAGGAGCGCGACCGGCAGUACCUGGAGGAGGAGCUGCAGGAGGAAGAGCAACUGCAGAGAGAGCAGCUCGAGAACAGGCGCCAGCAGCGCGACCGGCAGUACCGUGAAGAGGAGCUGCUGCAGGAGGAGGAGCGGCUGCAGAGAGAGCAAGAGCAGCGCGAGAGGCAGUACCGUGAAGAGGAGCUGCUGCAGGAGGAGGAGCGGCUGCAGAGAGAGCAGCGUGAGAAGAGGCGCCCGGAGCCUGAGAGGCAGUACCUGGAGGAGGAGCUGCAGGAGGAGCGGCUGCAGAGAGAGCAGCGCGAGAAGAGGCGCCAGGAGCGCGAGAGGCAGUACCGCGAAGAGGAGCUGCUGCAGGAGGAGGAGCGGCUGCUGCGGGAGAGGAGGCGCCAGCAGCGGGACCGGCAGUACCUGGAGGAGGAGCUGCGGCGCCAGGAUAGAAAGCGGGAGCUCGCAGAUGCGGGUCAGAGCCGCGAUCUGAAAUGGCAGUGGCAACCAGAAGAAGAAAAUGAUGCUGGUAGUAACAGGGUCUACUCCCCACGCAGAGAGCGUGCAGAAAAGCUCCGGCAGGAGGAAGAGCUCCUGGAGCGGGAGAGGCGAUUCCUGCAGGGUGGGCGGGAAGAGGCGAGAGAGCAAGAGAGAGGCUGGCAGCGACGCGACAAGCAAUCCCCAGCCGAACCGCUGCUGGAGCAAGAAUUGCAGAGGGAAGCCGAACGUCGAGACGGGAAGUUCCGAGAGGAAGAGCAGCUACUGAGAGAAGAGAGAGAAGAGAAAAGACGCCGCCAGGAGCGCGACCGUACGUUCCUAGAAGAGGAACAGCAGCUGCGCCGGCAAGAGCGCGAGCAACUGCUCCGCGAGGAGCAGCAGCUCCGCCAGGAACGCGGAGACCAGCAGCUGCGCCGCCAGGAGCGCGACCGGAGGUUCCUCGAGGAGGAACAACUCCAUGAAGAAAGGGAGGAACAACUGCUGCGUCGCCAGGAGCGCGACCGAGAGUUCCUUGAAAGGGAACAGCACCUGCAGCGAGAGCAGGACGGGCUGAGGCGUCCGCAGGAGCGUGAGCAGCGAUACCGUGCGGAGGAGCAGUUUGCUGGCGAGGAGAAAAGGCGUGGGCAGGAACGCGAGAGGAAAUUCCGCGAAGAACAGGAGGAGGAGCAGAGGCGCCGAGGAGAACGCAACCUGCAGCAGAGCCGCGGUCAAGCCCGGGAGACACGGUCCCAGGAAGACGAGGCCCGCAGGCAGCUUCUGGAACCCGGCACGCGUCAGUUCGCCAGGGUCCCGGUGCGCUCCAGCCCGCUCUAUGAAUACAUCCAGGAGCAGAGAUCGCAAUACCGCCCUUGAGAGAUGCUGCCAGUAUCCCUGCCAAAGCCUCCUGCAAAGCAAAAUUAGAAACACCGGGUAUCAAAUGACUCACAUGUUUUCUGGUUGUGGGAAACCUCUGAUGUUAGAAUGCCUUUUUUCCAGAUUCUUAAACUAUAUCCACUUCGUGUACUUUGUACUCCUGCCUUUUCUUUUUCCUCAAGUAGUUCUCUACUGCAGGAUGUCUUUGUCCUUUGGUGCGGAUGUGGUGUGCAUUCAAAGAAAAUUCAUUAAAAAAA